AUGGCUGCCACGUGCAUGCGGAUGCUACACCACUUGGCCAUCCCCCUUCUACUAGCCGCUCCGACUUUCGCCCAUGACAUAUUGCAGUCACCAAACCUCUACGACUGGGGUUUCUACGGCUUGUACCCAAAGACAUCGUUCCAGUCCUACAACCUCGCUGCACCUCGCCUCAACUUCCUCAAGUGGGAUGAGCAGUGCGCUGAUGGCUUCUACCUUGUCUCCCCUCGCGGGAGCAUUGUUGACUCGCCAGCCCCAGUGAUCCUCGACGGGAGGGGUAACUUAGUAUGGACCACAGAUGAUAGCUUUGGGAAGGGCCGCGGCAUCACCGAUUUCAAGGUCCAGAUGUAUCAUGGCAAACCACAUUUGACCUUCUGGGGCGGAGUGGACGGUUUGCAUCACCGCUAUGGAGCAGGAUGCUAUUUCAUUCUGGAUGAGACGUACCAAGUGGUCAAGACAGUGAACGCUGUCGAAACUAGGGGCCACAGUUUACGAGGCGAUCUUCAUGAAUUCCGCAUCACCGAGGAUAACACCGGCCUCAUGUCCAUCUACUAUCCGCAAGCCCUUGAUCUUUCCCCAAUCGGCGGCCCUGUCGACGGCUGGGUGCUCGACAGCAUCUUCCAGGAAAUCGAUCUUGACACUGGUGACUUGAUCUUCGAAUGGCGUGCCUCUGACCAUAUUCCGGUCGAAAUGACGAUGCGUUCCUAUGUCGGCGGUGAUCUAGGUAUAUAUCCUAACAACGGAUUUGACUACGUUCACCUCAACAGUGUUGAUAAGGACCACCUUGGGAACUACAUCAUCUCCGCCAGACACACUCACACGGUCAUGUGCAUCAGUCCUCAGGGAGAGACUCUGUGGAUCCUGGGAGGCAAGGCGAACAUGUUUCAGGAUCUGUCCGAUGGUCGUGCGACCGACUUCACCUGGCAGCACCACGCAAGAUGGCACGGAACCAACAAAAUGAGCCUCUUCGAUAACGCAAAAUCGACGAACGGCGGCAACAAAUACAUCGGCGAUCACAGCCGCGGGAUGAUGUUGGAGCUCGACACGGAAACCAUGACAGUCAAGCUGCUGCACGACUACUACGACCCGGCGCACCCGAAGCUCGCCGAGAGCCAGGGCUCAAUGCAGGUCCUGAAGGAUACGGGCAAGGUCCUCGUGGACUACGGCUUCUUCCCCGCCCUAACUGAAUUCUCCCCCGAGGGCGAAGUCCUCUGCGACGUCCGCCUCGCCCCCUGGCUCAUCUGGCAGACGGGCAUGGUGACGAGCUACCGCGGCUUCAAGACGACGCGCUGGGUCGGCCGGCCCUGGUACGCGCCGACCGUGCUCCUCCGGCCCUCGGACGGCGUCCUCUACGUCAGCUGGAACGGCGCCACCGAGGUCGACACCUGGGUCCUGCAGGGCGCCGACUGGGACGGCGUCAGCCGCGACGUGUACGUCGACCUCGACGUCCAGAGGAAGGACGGCUUCGAGGCCGGGUUCGAGAUCGUCGGCGAGUACCCGCAGUACGUCCGCAUCGCGGCCCUGGAUCGCGAUGGUGCUGUUCUGAAGCACUCUACUGUGCUGGACCGCUUUGUCGGGAACGCGCCGGCGUCUUCGGGGUGGUUGCAUCAGAUUUUGGUGUUUGUUGGGGUGAUGCUCGGUGUCACCCUCGUUGUAGCGGGGAUCUUCCGAAAAAGGCUGCGUAGUGCUUGGAUACGUCGGUUUCCUCAUGAGACUGUGGUUUCUGUUGUGUGUGGUGUUGUGAAAGCCGUGAGGAGGCGGAGCGCGGAGUGGCGGGAUGGUGGUAGGGACAAAAUGAGGUAUAAGGAAUUGCAAUCAUAUGAGGAAUAG
This is a messenger RNA of Diaporthe amygdali, 1827 nucleotides long. RefSeq names its product arylsulfotransferase. The transcript has 2 exons. The record is from RefSeq and is a predicted model, not a curated record. NCBI's taxonomy places the organism in Eukaryota, Fungi, Ascomycota, Sordariomycetes, Diaporthales, Diaporthaceae. Bases 1 to 1827 code for a protein of 608 amino acids.